AUGGGAAACCAGAGCCGUCCCAGUCCAGCUUCGCACACACCCUCCCUCUCCUACGGGCUGCGAUCUCCUCUGAUCUGGCCGCAGGACCGCAGAGGACAGAUGGGCGAGCAACUCCACCAAGCAGUCGUCAUCAGGGAGAAGACGGAACAGGAGUUAGAAGAGGAGAAGACAAAGUGUGCGGAUAUCAGAUUCAAGUACCAGCAACAACAGAAGGCGCUGCACAGGAGUGUCUGCUCUCUGCGCGCCGUCAGCAGGGACCUGACAGAUGUACGGGGUUUCCUGCGCACGCUGUCAGAGACUUGGCUUGCGCUCAGCUGUCAACUCCAGCAGCAGUUUGCUCAGGUGUUAACAGGCGUACGGCGCGAUUUGGCACAUUCCACAGACGAGCUCCAGAAAGCCACGUCGGAGCAGGAGCGGCUGACCCUACGGCUGAUAAAACAGAUGAAUCAAAGUGAGGAGCAGUUGGCUCGACAGAAGAUCUCUGAGACGGACUACAAAGCCACGAUCCACAGGGUGAAAAGUGAACUGGAGAGGACACAUGAGGAGUGGUUGUCAAGCCAACGGAGAUGUGAGACUUUGGAGGAGCAGCUGUCCACAUGGCAACAGAGACUAGAACAAAGUCGUGAGAAGUACCACACGGCUGAAGAGGACCUGACCCGACUGCAGGCAGCUCUGGAGCGCUCCGAGCGGGAAGUCCAAGAGGUGCGCAGAGACAGGUCAGAGUUACUGUAUGUCCGCCAUGCCUGA
Molecule: messenger RNA, 747 nt
Organism: Knipowitschia caucasica
Lineage: Eukaryota; Metazoa; Chordata; Actinopteri; Gobiiformes; Gobiidae
Source: the annotation of a GenBank genome assembly